ACGAAUCUAGUCUGGCCAUAUGUCUUGCUGAAUCUAUAAAAGGUUUAAACCAAGAUGAUCAGAAAAUAAGUUACAAUGUUGGAUUAGAAGUUACUACUAAACAACAACAAGAAGCUUGUGAAUUAUUAGUCAAGAACCAUGACGUCUUUGCUACAGAUAUAUCAGAAGAUGAACAGACUAUAGGAUUGAGAUGUACUAAUAUAGUCCAACACUAUAUUAAUACAGGGGAUGUGGUGCCAAUUAAACAGAAGCCAUAUCGAAUUCCUCUGGACGCACAAGAAUUUCUACAAAAAGAGAUAUUGAAAAUAAAGAAAUUAGGUGUAAUUCAAGCUGUAGAAGAACCUUGGAGAUCACUGGUAGUUAUAGUUCCUAAGAAAAAUGGGAAAAAGAGGAUUA
This is a messenger RNA of Racocetra fulgida, 396 nucleotides long. Lineage: Eukaryota; Fungi; Glomeromycota; Glomeromycetes; Diversisporales; Gigasporaceae. The record is from the annotation of a GenBank genome assembly.